AUGCCUCAUUCCGUGCAUUCGACACGCGAGAGCUCGCCUAUGCCUGCGGAGGAGCUGUCAGCCAAAUACUGGAACUUCAACGUGCCGCGCGAGCGAUGGACUGAGGAGUGCCCGACAUUUCUUCAAGGGCUGCCAGAGAAGAGCAAGCGGGUCUUAUCGUCGUACGAUGGAGACUACGUACAGACGACUUGGGACGAGGCCAAGGCUUUAAUCAACAUCAACCGUAUCGAUCUAUUCCAGCGGUCUCCAACAGCUUUGCGACGCUACCUCAAGUUUAUGCACGAUCUCAAGAAGCAACACGGCUCAGUCAUGGCGUUUGUGCAACAGCACCGCCUGCAUUGGGCAAGCGCCACUCCUUCGGCAGAUCCACCCUUCUCGAAUCCCGCCGACUACAAGAUUCUGUACAACGACUGGCCGUACGGAGUUGAUCCGGAUAUUGUGCAUCUCGUGGUCUGGACGAAGUUCAAUCUAGAGGACGACCCUGCUACCGACGAUCUGACAUCCAAGGCUAGACAGGAGAUCGAAGAAUUCGUGGUCAGGACGUUUUGCGGAGAAGACGGCAUAGCCAGGGACCAGCUCAUUUGGUUCAAGAAUUGGUCCUCCUUGAAGAGUAUACACGCACUCGAACAUUUCCAUGUCAUGCUUUACAAGCCCUCAUCGGCGUUCGUGAAGAAGAUCACCGGAGGUGACCGCCCAAUAUCGGCCACGGUUACGGAAUAG
Messenger RNA from Cyphellophora europaea CBS 101466, 720 nucleotides. RefSeq lists its product as uncharacterized. The record is from RefSeq and is a predicted model, not a curated record. The transcript is spliced from 2 exons. Bases 1 to 720 code for a protein of 239 amino acids. Gene Ontology annotation, cellular component: cytoplasm. Gene Ontology annotation, biological process: N-acetylglucosamine metabolic process. NCBI's taxonomy places the organism in Eukaryota, Fungi, Ascomycota, Eurotiomycetes, Chaetothyriales, Cyphellophoraceae.